Nicotiana tabacum (common tobacco) is the source of this 351-nucleotide messenger RNA. Its product is annotated as secreted RxLR effector protein 78-like. The record is from RefSeq and is a predicted model, not a curated record. NCBI's taxonomy places the organism in Eukaryota, Viridiplantae, Streptophyta, Magnoliopsida, Solanales, Solanaceae.
AUGGUGUUUAUUGAUCUGGAGAAAGCCUAUGACAAUGUUCAUGGAGAGGUUCUAUGGAGGUGCCUAGAGGCAAAAGGUGUGUCGGUUACUUACAUUAGGAUGAUUGAGGACAUGUAUGAUGGAGCUAAGACUCAGGUUAGGACAGUGGGAGGCGACUCGAAGCAUUUCCCGGUUGUUAUGGGAUUACACCAAGGGUCUGCACUCAGCCCAUUCCUUUUUGUCCUGGUAAUGGAUGCAUUGACACAUCAUAUUCAAGGAGAGGUGCCAUGGUGUAUGUUAUUUGCUGAUGACAUAGUGAUGAUUGAUGAGACUCGAGGCGGCUUCAAUGAGAGGCUGGAGGUUUGGAGAUAG